Penicillium cinerascens is the source of this 1512-nucleotide messenger RNA. Its product is annotated as hemolysin III family protein. NCBI's taxonomy places the organism in Eukaryota, Fungi, Ascomycota, Eurotiomycetes, Eurotiales, Aspergillaceae. The record is from RefSeq and is a predicted model, not a curated record. The transcript has 2 exons. Bases 1 to 1512 code for a protein of 503 amino acids. Gene Ontology annotation, molecular function: signaling receptor activity. Gene Ontology annotation, cellular component: membrane.
AUGGCCUGCUCUGCGUCCUCAAUGACUGUCGAAUCGUAUCCCGACUUCGCCGUUUCCUCGGCCUCGGCCGCGGCGACUCCCGGCGAGGACACCGGUCUCCUGCGAGAUCGGCGAAGAAGACAUUCGUACCACGCUCCUCGGAGACUCUCUUGUGACUACCAGGAUGCAGACACCGUCUUCAUUAGGGUGGAGCUUUUCCUCGCCGAACUCGAGCGCCGAAUGCACUGGAUCGAACAGUACCGCAAGUCUCACAUGGAUCACAUUGACGCGAGUCUCAAACGAGGAUAUGCAACCCUGGAAGCCGUGAGAGACCAGUGCUCGGUCGCAUCCGGCGAGCUGAUGGGCAGCGGCAAGAAACGGGCCAAGAUCUUGGUCGAGACCCUGGAAGAUCGAUAUAACGAAGCCCUGGUGACCAAGGAGACUCUGGAACAAAAGGCCCAGGCCGGAGUUCGCUUGAUGGAAUCAUUCCUCUCCGAACUCGAGUCUCGCGCCCAUGCAGUUCGCGAUCGCGGUAUCUACGGAGCCUUGGAUGAUGGAUGGAAGGCAAUGGAUUCAAAACUGGUGCAUGCCCGAGAAGUCGUCGACGAGGGAAUGGAGCGUGCUCGCCGAGCUCGCGACCGGCUGCGGGAGAGCAUCGACCAGGCAAUUCAACUGGCUCAGGAGAAACGAUUGAUUACUUACGCCGAGCUUCCGGACCCCUGGCGUGUCAACCCACACAUCUUGAAGGGAUACAGGUUCACCGAAUCCAAAGUCGAGUGUAUUCACUCGGUCUUUGCCUUCUCGAACGAGAUGGUCAACAUCUGGUCCCAUGUCAUCGGACUCAUCAUCGUUCUCGCCAUCGCCUUCUACUUCUAUCCGCUCCACACCAACUUCCACCUCAGCAGCAAAGCCGAUAUCAUGGUUGCCGCCGUCUUCUUUUUCGCGGCGUGUAAGUGCCUGGUCUGCAGCACCCUCUGGCACACCAUGAACAGCAUUGCGUCUCAGUCUUUGAUGGAACGUUUCGCUUGUGUCGACUACACAGGCAUUUCCUUGCUGGUGGCCGCCUCCAUUGUGACCACCGAGUACACUGCAUUCUACUGCGAGCCCGUCUCCCGCUGGACCUAUAUCCUUCUUACCAUGUCCCUGGGCGUCGGUGGCAUCAUUCUCCCCUGGCACCCGACCUUCAACCGUCAUGACAUGGCCUGGGCCCGAGUCGCCUUUUUUGUGACCCUCGCCCUCACCGGAUUCGCUCCUCUCGCGCAGCUCUCCUACACUCGCAGCUUCGAGUGGUGCCUGUACUUCUACGCACCUGUCAUGAAGAGCAUCAUGGUCUACUUCGUUGGCGCCUGCGUGUACGCCGCCAAGAUCCCCGAGCGAUGGAAGCCCGGUCUGUUCGACUACUUCGGUGGCAGCCACAACAUCUGGCACUUGGCUGUAUUGGGUGGCAUUCUCUUCCACUACUGCGCCAUGCAAGAUCUGUUCGCGGGUGCCUUUGCUCGUGCGCAGGGCGAGUGUCCCAACCUCACCUCGUGA